GUAUAGCAAAUGUCAAAACAAGCUGAAACUCAAUGAUUUCAUUGUUUUGUAUAAUUUUAAAAUAUUUGAAUAAAUUUUUGCUAACAGGGUAGAAAAUAUUUUAAAACAACAAUAAUAAAGUAAACUUCGUGAAUUCAUCUUUAAAAUGUGAUUGUCACUAAUUUAAUUAAACAAAGAUAUAUAACACGUCAGUUUCUUCAUAACUUAUUUAAGUAUAUACAAAUAUGGGAAACCAGCUCGUGGGUGUCGCUCCUUCUCAAAUAUUCCCCGUGGAACACUACCUGAGCGACCAUGUAGACUUGACUUUUGAUCAGAGCCUUGGCUCAACGAGGUUCUUCAAAGUAGCCCGAGCUCGUACCCGUGAAGGUCUGGUUGUGGUGAAGGUAUUUGCUGUGCAUGAUCCGUCCCUACCUCUUGCAGAACACAAAGAACGAAUUCUGAAAAUCAAAGAGCAACUGGCUUCGGCAUUCAAUUGUCUGCCAUUUCAGAGAGUUAUACUUACCGAUAAGGCUGGACUACUUAUUAGGGAGUACCUUAAGUGUAGCGUCUACGACCGGAUGUCAACGCGUCCUUUUCUCACGGUGUUGGAAAAGAAGUGGAUAACAUUCCAAGUACUAUAUGCUUUGCACAGGAUGCACAAGCUCGGAAUAUGUCAUGGUGACAUUAAGCUAGAGAAUAUAAUGGUUACAUCAUGGCUUUGGGUCCUUCUGACGGAUAUAGCUUCCUUCAAACCAACCUUUCUACCAGAUGACAACCCAGCUGAUUUUAGCUACUUCUUUGACACUUCCAGAAGAAGAUUAUGUUAUGUCGCCCCGGAGAGAUUUGUUGGGGCCCCAGACCCUAACGCCAGGCCCCCAAGCGAUGAUAGGAAUGCUGGUCUGUUGCUAAGCGAGUCUCCUUGUAAAAUUGGCGAACUAGUUCCCAGUAUGGACAUAUUCUCGGCGGGAUGCGCUCUACUAGAACUAUGGAACGAUGGCACCCCAGCGUUGGACCUGCCGGGGUUGUUGUCCUACCGUAACGGCGAGCCGAGACCCCCUACUAUGACGCUGCCGGACACGUGCGAGCCCCAACUACGAGAUCUGCUGCACUCCAUGACUGAAAGAAACCCCAAAGAUAGACGCAGCGCCGAGAUUUAUCUGGACGAGGCGAGGGGCACUUUGUUCCCCGAAUACUUCUACUCGUUCCUACAAUCCUACAUGCUGAUAUUCUCCGCCCAGCCGAUACUGCCCGCCGACGAGAAGAUAACCCGCAUCCAUCAGGACAUAAAGAACAUCAUCAGGAUCUUCACACAGACUUCCAACACCAAGAACUACCAGGACCUGGUCGAUGAGACCACCGACAACCAGAAGGUCGAGAUUGACGCUCUGAUUAAGGAAGGGUUCAGGGUUAUGAAGGUCAAUGUGACGGACUGCGAGGAGGAAGGGGAGAAGACUCAGGAGGACCGGCAGCUGGGGCCCGACAGCGAAGGGCUGAUAUUGAUUACGUCAUUGGUGACGUCAUGCAUUCGGGGCCUGCAUCAUUGCACGUCGAAGCUCUACUGCCUGGAGAUCCUGCAACUGCUCUGCGAGAACUCCACCUCGGAAGUCAUAUUGGACAGGAUAUUGCCUUUCAUUAUAUACUUGUCCCACGCGCCCGAGGCCCGCGUCCGGGCGGCGUCCAUCUGGUGCGUGUCUCGCUGCGUGUCGUGUGUCCGCGUGCUGCCGUCUUCUGACUGCAACGUGUUCCCGGAGUACAUCCUGCCGGAGCUGGCCCCCCGAGCUUCAGACCCCGCGCUGCCGGUCCGCAUCGCCUACGCCAAUAAUAUUGCUAAACUAGCUGAGACCGCUGUGAGGUUUCUGGACCAAACUCAGAACAUGGCGGACAAGGAGGCCGCCAACAUCAACUAUGAGACGGAACUGUCGGCUCUGCACGAGAUGGUGCGGUCGACUGUGUCGUACUUACUGACUGACUCCCAAGCGGUGGUCAAACGGGCGCUCGUCGAGAACGGCAUCACGAAAUUAUGCGUUUUCUUUGGAAAACAAAAAGCUAAUGACGUCAUCCUGUCUCACAUGGUGACAUUCCUUAACGAUAAGGAGGAGGUGUCACUGCGGGGCUGUUUCUUUGAGCGCGUGGUCGGCGUGGCCGCGUACGUCGGGCACCAUGCUGCCAAUAUACUACUGCCGCUGCUGCAACAGGGUCUCACGGAUCAGUCUGAAUGGAUAAUAGCGAAGGCGCUCCGCGCGACCACGAGUCUGGCGGAACUGUGGCUCCUGCCGAAGCAGUCUCUGUGUGAUUUAGUAGCAGAAAGCUCCGUCUACCUCGCGCACCCUAACCUGUGGAUCCGUCACGAGGUAUGCGGCUUGGUGUCGUGUGUUGCCAGUCUCCUGAACCCGAUAGAUGUCAAUUGUAAGAUAUUGCCGUUGGUGUGGCCACAUCUCAAACAUAAGUUGAUGCAGGUGGAUAAAGCCGAGCUGCUGCUAGAGAGUGUGGCUGAGCCCAUACCGCGGAAGGUACUGGACGCGGUGCUGAGGCACGGAGACGUGGACCGGCUGGUGGUCACCCUGAGGGAGAGGCGGGCCACCAGGAUGAAGGUGAAGCAGGGCGUGAUGCCGCAGUACUCGGAGAUGGGACAGCAGCUGAAGAACUUGUUUAGACGACUGGCGUCGGACGGAAUGACGGAACACGUUGAGAACCAGCUGCUGGCGAUGAGCACGCACCUCAUCAAGAUACAGUGUUCCUCCACACAGCACAUAACCGACGCGCCGGGGAAGCUGGUGUUGGCUGGGAAGGAUAUAUCGAAAUCAGUGCAGUUGGAGGUGGGAGGACAGGACGUGGUCGAGAAAAUGUAUGUACAGAGACGGACACACAAGACGUCUCUCAACCACGAGACACACAUGAAUACGGAGUGGCAACACAUGUUCGGACAGACGACGGAACAGAGCACUGUGAAAGUGUCCGAGAGCCAGGCGGUGUCGAGCGUGUCGGGGGCGGUGUCGACGAGUGUCCCGCCCUCACACACACACUCGCAGCUCGCACACAGCGCCACGUAUGUGCAAUAUAGCAUGGCCCCCUGCCGGAUAGAGCUGAGAAACCUUAUAACCAGGAUGCAGCAGAAGUACAACAAGUCUCUGAGAAGCCACGAGGAUCCAGUAGAGUCGGGCGAAGACCUGGCGCCUCCCUCCACCUGGAGACCUGGCAACACACUGCUGGCGUACCUUCAUGAACACAGAUCCCGUGUGAACCAGCUGGUGCGUCUGCCGGCUCACCGGUCGAUGUUCGCCUCGUGCUCAGACGACGGCACCGUGAGGCUGUGGGACGCCACCCGCCUGCAGGGACACGCAUACGUUAACAAGUCCAAGUGCGUGUACAACCGCGGUGCUGGAGCCGUGGUGUCCCUGACGGCCUGCGAGGCCGGACACUCCCUGGCCGCCGCCACCACGGACGGAUCGGUGUUCGUGUUGCGCCUGGACGCGGGCUCCCGUCUCUGCCUGUCUCAGUGCCGUCAGCUGGAGGGCGGGUCGGAGGGCGCGUGCGUGGCGGUGUCGGCCGCGGGCGGGGUCCUAGCGGGGGUCAUCUCGUACGCCACUCUGGGGGCUUGUGUCGUCGGCUGGGACCUCAGAGCCCCCGGUAACGCGUGGAAGCUGCAGGGAGAUCUCAAGCAGGGCGUGUACACAUGCCUGUACGCUAACAGCUCCGGUUACAUCGCCGUGGGCACCUCCAGCGGGGCGGUGUGUGUCUGGGACCUGAGGUUCAGUCUACCGAUCACGUCCGUCAAGCAUCCGAACUCUGAGCGUAUCCGUCGUAUCGUGGGCAGCGGUGGUCGCCGCGUGUGGGCGGUGGGCGGGCGGGACGCGGCCUCGUGGUGCCUGGAGUCCACUCAGAGGACCCACGCGCUGUGGCCCUUCACCGCCUCCCAGCAACCGUUGAACUACGAACAUGCGUCGUCCCACUACAUAUCGAGCGCGUACUGCGGCACCCGCGACGGGAGCCGGUUCGUGGUGACCGGCGGCUCCGACCAGAGGCUGAGGCUGUGGGACCUGCAGCACGCCGAGGACUCGCACGUGCUGCUGCACGCUCACAACGAGCACAUGGACGCCGUCAAGUACAGGAGUCGUAUCAUAGACGGGACGACCGUCAUACAAGAAAUUUGGAAACCGAAUCCGACCUCGACGACCCACGAAGACAAUGUGUACCGAACAGUCGAGUCACGGAGCUUCUAUCACACCGCACCGAUAACGGACAUCACGCUCGUGGAGGGGAGCAGAUGCUACCUCGUCAGUUCGUCCGCCGACGGUGUCAUCAACGUCUGGAAGUGAUUGAUAUGAUUGGCUCAUUGCAUUCGUUCCAUAUUCAAACAUGUUUUUUUAUUUCUGGUCCCGCUGUCUUGCCAGCGCUCCUUCAGCACCAUGGAGUACUCAUUCUGUGACUCAGUGUAGUUCAUUACAUAUAUUUGUAUAUAUUUUAUAUUGAACCGUGGACUCGGCUAGUUGUAGUAUUUAUUAGAUAAUAAUUAAUGUAUUACAAAAUACUCUAUUUACUUAUUGUUAGGUAUUGAAUUUUUAUUUUAUCUGCCACGAUUUUAUUUCCUGUUUCUCGUUGUCAUGUCAACGAAUUUUUUUUUAUUAUAAUGAAGAAAUUGCUCAUUGUAAAUGUUUGAUGUUUAUCAGAACAACUGUAAAUAUGUUGUUUAAUAAAAAAAAAUUUUUCUUUC
Messenger RNA from Danaus plexippus (monarch butterfly), 4690 nucleotides. It is a transcript of the gene Vps15, whose product is annotated as phosphoinositide 3-kinase regulatory subunit 4. Gene Ontology annotation, biological process: autophagy of peroxisome; protein phosphorylation; late endosome to vacuole transport. The coding region runs from base 225 to 4295 and encodes 1356 amino acids. NCBI's taxonomy places the organism in Eukaryota, Metazoa, Arthropoda, Insecta, Lepidoptera, Nymphalidae. The transcript has 28 exons. Gene Ontology annotation, molecular function: protein serine/threonine kinase activity; protein binding; ATP binding. Gene Ontology annotation, cellular component: nucleus-vacuole junction; phosphatidylinositol 3-kinase complex, class III, type II; phosphatidylinositol 3-kinase complex, class III, type I. The record is from RefSeq and is a predicted model, not a curated record.